GCAGGGUGGGCCCCACCACUCCGUCCAAAAAAAAAUGUUCCCAGUUAAAUUCGGACCCAUUUCGCAGAGGCACCCCACGAAACCUCCGAAUUACCCGAAGAGGCUUGCGGUUCCAUUUUAAAAUCCAACCAAAUAAAGAAAGUGGAGGUGAAAAUCGUGGAUCGAAAGGGACGAAGAGAGGAGGCCAGGGCAAGGGACCAAAACCUAGACGAACCACACGCAGAAGAAGAGAGAGAAAGAGAGAGAGAGAGAAGGCCCAAACACCACCAAACCCUAGCCCUCACCUCGCCCCGCCGUCCAUGGAGGCGGCGCUGUGACCCGCCGCCGCCGCCGCCGUCGUCGUCGUCGUGGCGUGCGGAACCGAUAGGGCGGAGGGGAUGACCGCCAGAUCGGGCGACCCCGGCGUCUCGCCGGAGUCGUCGUCUGCGGCGGCGGCGGCGGCGGGGUCCGGGGGCGGGGAGAUCUGGGGGACGUCGGAGGACCUGCUCCUGGCGUGCGCCGUGAGCCGCCAUGGGACGGCGAGCUGGGACGCGGUGGCGAAGGAGAUGCAGUCGAGGUGCCCUUCCGCCGCCGUGUUCACCCCCACCACCUGCCGCCUCCGGUUCCGCGUCCUCCACCGCCGGUUCUCCGGCGGCGUCACCGCCGAGAACGAGGACGCCGACGGCGGCGAGGAGGAGGAAGAGGCCGACGCCGCCGCCGUCGCCGGCUGGGUGGAGGAACUCCGCGAGCUGCGCGUCGCCGAGCUCCGCCGCGAGGUCGAGAAAUACGAUCUCUCGAUCGGGUCGUUGCAAUCAAAAGUGAAACGGCUCAAGGAGGAGAGGGAAAAGAGCAUCUCCGGCGAGACGAAGCCGCCGCCGGCGGCGGCGGCGGUGAAGGAGGAGGAGGAGGAUGUACGGAAGGGAUCACCGGAGGAGGCCGGCGCCGUGGAGGACAGGGUCUCCGGCCACGAAUCCGGCCGGUCAUGCAAGGAGUCGAACUCGUCAGAUCUGAAGCGGCCGGAGAACGACCCCGCGGUCGCCGACGACGACGACCGGGAGGCGGAGGAGGAGGAGGAGGCGGCGGCGGCGCCCGCGGCCGGCGACAUCGCCGUGAAGGAGGAGGCGUCGGGCGAGUCGGUGGCUGGGUCGAAGGAGGCGGACGUCGAGAAGGAGAGCAGCGACGUGCAGAGCUCCGCCAGCCCGUCCCGCCGCCGGCGACGGAAGGGCGGAGGCGGCGGCGAAGAGGCGGAGGCGGCGUCGCCGUCGGUGUCCGUGCCCCUCCCCGCCGCCGAGGCCGAGCCGCUCGUCGCCUUCCUCGAGUCGGUCCGGACCAGCAAGGCCGGCGCCGUGUUCGAGCGGCGGCUCGAUAGCCAGGAUGGGGAGAGGUACAGUGGCACGAUCAGGCGCCAUGUGGACCUGGAGACGGUCAGGUCGAGGCUGGUGGGUGCAACGGCGGCGGCGGCGGCGGCGGCGUGCUACGCGUCGGCGUCCGAGUUCUACCGCGACAUGAUGCUGCUCUGCGCCAACGCGCUCGUCUUCUUCCCGCGCGGCUCGCCGGAGCACGCCGCCGCGCUCCAGCUGCGCGCGCUCGUCUCCAAGCAGGUCUCCAAGGACCGGCAGCCUCACGCCGGGGCGAAGGCCCCCGCGGCGGCGGCGGAGGAGGAGGAGAAGAAGAAGCCGGCCAAGGCCGACGCCGACAUCGCUGGGCCGCUGCUCGAGAAGGCGCCGAUCAUCGUCUGCCGGAAGCGGAGCUCCAUCGCGAAGGCCGCGGCGGCGGCUGCCAAGGGGGAGAAGGCGGAGAAGGCAGAGACGGACAAGAAGGAGAAGGACGGCAGCGAGGAGAAGAAGAAGGCUGCGGCGGCAGCGACGACGGCGACGGCGGCGGCCACUGCCAAGGACAAGAAGGCUCGGGGCAUGAGGACGAACAAGAGCCGGGGACCCGCGAGGAAUCAGAAGACGGCGAAGCUCUCGGAGACCGGCGAGGGGACCAAGAAGUCCGACAAGAAGGGCGGCGGCGGAGGCGGCAGCUCUUCGGCAGGGGCGGCGGCGGGCGGGGUUGCCAAGAAGCGAAACGCCGUGGAUUUCCUGAACCGGAUGAACCAGAACGGCUCGCCGUCGACGGAGAGGGUGUCGUUGCUGGAGACGCUGAAGCUCUCCGCGGCGGCGACGGAGCAGCAGAAGAAGUCGUCGUCGUCGUCAUCCGGGAAGGGCGACGGCCGGAAGGAGGCCGGCGGCUCAGGCUCCAAGAAGGGCGCCGCCGCCUCGACGCCACCAGGGAGGAGGAUCGGUCGGCCACCGAAGCGGGCGGCCGCGCCGCCGACGCCGCCGCCGUCCAAGAGGGCCAAGGACGACAAGCCGACCAGGAAGCGCGGGAAGAAGUGAACGGUCGUCGGAAUGGGGAGGUGGCGGGAAAGGCUGCGGGUGUAAAUGUUUGUAGGGGUUGGCGGUAGAAAAAAACCUUUUGUUUUUGUGUUUUGGCGCCAAUUGUUGUAGCGAGGAGGUGGGAGAAUUUUUGUUGCUUUUUGGCGGGAGAUGAACGAUGGAACAUCUGGUUUCACUCUCACCUCGAUACUUCAUGAAAGAUUAAGAACUUUGGUGAAAGAAUCGUGUUCACCUUAAGGCUGGUUUUGUAGGAUAUGUUUUUGACUGGAUUCUGUAACCUACACUGAAUCAGGACACAUUGGUGUCAAUAUGGCAUGAAUCGAAUCAAGAACAUAUGGUGUCAAUGUGGCAUCAUCAUUUAACCGCAAUAAA
This is a messenger RNA of Oryza sativa Japonica Group (Japanese rice), 2732 nucleotides long. RefSeq lists its product as uncharacterized. Gene Ontology annotation, molecular function: protein binding. NCBI's taxonomy places the organism in Eukaryota, Viridiplantae, Streptophyta, Magnoliopsida, Poales, Poaceae. The record is from RefSeq and is a predicted model, not a curated record.